Messenger RNA from Penicillium malachiteum, 1713 nucleotides. Its product is annotated as Zn(II)2Cys6 transcription factor. NCBI's taxonomy places the organism in Eukaryota, Fungi, Ascomycota, Eurotiomycetes, Eurotiales, Aspergillaceae. The transcript is spliced from 2 exons. The record is from RefSeq and is a predicted model, not a curated record. Gene Ontology annotation, molecular function: DNA binding; DNA-binding transcription factor activity, RNA polymerase II-specific; zinc ion binding. The coding region runs from base 1 to 1713 and encodes 570 amino acids. Gene Ontology annotation, biological process: DNA-templated transcription; regulation of DNA-templated transcription. Gene Ontology annotation, cellular component: nucleus.
AUGCCCAACGUCCGAGCCUGCGAUGCCUGCAAGCGCCGCAAAGUCAGAUGUGACGCAGGCAGCCCUUGUGCCAACUGCCGCAUCUCCCAGCUCCGAUGUGAAUACAGAAUUGCUCCCCGGAAGCGCGGACGCAAGGCAAAGGAGCAAGUUACGGGAAUUGAGAUUGCUGGAACUCUCGAGCCUACACAGGGUGAGAGUCACAACAGCCUUCUUCCGCUAGAAAACCACUUUCCUACACGUACAUGCUUCAAUGGGCAGCCCGAGCAGCCCUCGUCUGGUUCGCACCCACAGCCCGAGAGCCCGCCAGUCAAUCUCGGCCAGACGCAUCAUGCGAGAGAAAUCUAUGUGCAACUAGUUGCUUUGGUCAACUCCAUGACUAUCUCGGGGUCCAUAGAAAAUGUCAUCAAUAUCUGCAUAGAUCUCUUCGCUCAGUACAUCUUUCCCAACUCGCCGGUAGCCCACCAACCCACCCUCCGUGCAGCUGCGUCGCUUUUCCGAGAAGCAAAUCAUCCGAACUGGAUGGAUAUGUCGCCAUUCUCCGAAGGGAAUCCAGCGCUGUACAAGAUCAAAGCCUUCACGCUCAUCACUGCCCUCUGCGCGUUCGUUGCAUCCAUUGUACCCGAUUCGCUCCUCCACCAGCCACGCGCGCUCUCGCAGCCAUUCCUGCAGUCAUCGAAAGCGAUGCUAAGAACGUACGAGGAACAUGACCUCGAGUAUCCUGACUCGACUUCAUUGACGAUCCGGAUGUGGUUGUCUGCCGCCUCACAGAACACCACGGGCAAGCCCGGCGCGACGUGGAAUUACCAAGGAGAGGCAGUUAUGUUGGCCCAGAGGCUCCGGCUCUACGAUGAGCUGGCCGUCGCUCGGGACACGGUGCUCGAAUCUCAGCUACUGCGUGCAAUAUUCUGGGCGCUAUAUCUGUCGGAAAUGGCCACGGCAGCUCUUGAAAACCGCCCAGUGAUGAUGCAUGAGCUUCUAUUCGAUGGCGAGUUGACCCUGCUCGAGCAUGGUGAACAUGAAGAACCGCUACUCGAAGAGAGCAAGUUCAACCAGGGGCAUCUACAGAGUCGCCUGGCAAUGGGUUUCCAAUUGAAGCGACGAAUUUGGUCUUCGGCAGCCGACCUGGUUGUUGACAUCAAGUCAUUGAAACGCCGUCAAAAGCAAGGCCGAGUGGCAGAAGCUGAUGCAAGGCUCGAAGUAGCCAAUUUUAUGGAUGCGUAUCUAGACUUUGCGGGUUUGCUAGAUAGUUUGCCUCCGUGGUUACGCGAUCCCGAUAGCCCGGUUGACUUAGUUUGUGAUGACAAAGAGGUUGUGGAAUACCAGAAGACGUGCUUCUGGUCGCAAAGAAGCAACAUUACGAAUGUUUUCUACUGCACUAGCCUUGUUAUUCUGCAGAAGUGCAUCGAAAACAAUGUUCCAUCCAUCAUGGGACUCGACGAUAACCCACUUUCAUGGGCAGCAAGGAAGCUUGAGAUCGUUCAAAACUUUCUUCAAGAGUUGCAGCGAGUACCCUUCGUCUGCCUGAAGGUCCAGGGAGAAGCAGGUGUUGAACGAGUCCGACGCGUUGGUAGCCUCCUCCUCGAAAUGGUGCACAAUAUCGGGAAACAAAGCAUUAAGGAGCGCGCGAAGUCCCACGUUACACAACUGCUGAGCAUUCUGGCAAAAUUAGACUCGAAGGCUUGCGAUGAACUGGACGAAGUGGUUGCUAUGUGA